AUGCGACGAACCUUCGCUCUGGUCACCGUGGUUGGGGGUUUCUGUUUCCUGUUCCUGUCCCGCUACGCCACCGUGCUGCCGUGGCUGAGGUGGUGGAGGUCUUCCCUGCCACUGGAGGACGAUCUCGAAGGCAGCGGCUACCUGAUUCGGACACCGGCCUGCCAGAUACCAGCGUGGGACCCUUUCGACCCGAGCGUCAUUCGACUCUACCAUAAGGUAUCCGACUACGUGUGUCCUGGGAAAACGUCCUUUUUGCGCGUGCGCCCCAACGCGGUGCUGCAAGUCGACGAGGGUAUACUGUGGCGCCAGUACAGGCUCUCACGCGACCAAAUCAACUGCAGCUUCCAACCGGUGAGACGGGUGAUGAAAGUGAAGGGACGAUGGACGGACAGUCGGUUCGAGUUGGGAUCCCAGCGGCCCUUUCAGUUCGGGGUGCCUUUGGGAGAACACCACGUCAUCGUACAUUGCCUCCACGCGCAUCGUGAGAUCCUACUGCAGCACAUACCCCUGAUUCCGGUGUCGCAGCGGACCGAGCGAAGGCUGCGUCGAUUCGAAGAAGCGUCCUUGUCGACGUCAACGCCUAAGCUGAAUAUACUCAUGGUGGGACUAGACUCAAUCUCCAACCUCAAUUUUGAACGCCACUUACCGAAAACGAAAGCGUUUCUCAAGGACGUCUUGGGGGCUGUGCAGUUACAUGGCUAUACCAAGAUCGGCGACAACACUUUUCCCAACUUGAUGGCGCUGCUGACCGGACACUUUCUGGAGUACUACUGGAACGAGACCAUGAAAAACUUCUUUUUCGACGGUCUCGACUUCAUCUGGAAGGAGUUUGCACAGCGUGGACACCGGACUCUGUUUGCCGAAGACGCUCCAGACAUCGCCACGUUCAACUAUCUCAAACGCGGCUUCGCGAGGCCCCCGUCGGACUACUACCUUCGACCCCUCUGCGUAGCUACUGAACGGUCCUCCAUGCGAUCAAGGUCCGGAAGCCAUUGCUGGGGAUCCAAGAUGGAGGUGGACGUCGUCUUUGACUAUCUCGCCGACUUCGCAGAGGCUUUUCAGUCCAAGCCGCACUUCGGGUUCGCGUUCGCGGCUCGGCUGACACACGACCACCUAAACAACGCCGGUUACGCCGACGCGCCGUCGCUACGGCUCUUACGGAAACUACAUUUUUCCGGUGCGCUUCGAAAUACCCUGCUCGUCUUCUUUAGCGACCAUGGUCUACGGUUUGGCAAGAUCCGCACCACGUACGUGGGCAAGCUAGAAGAGCGCAUGCCCAUCAUGUUCCUGGCCUUCCCAGAGUCUUUUUUGGAACAACAUCCCGCCCAAGCACGGGCGCUGCGUAUCAACAGUCGACGGCUGACCACUCCGUUCGAUGUGCACGCCACUCUUCAGCAGCUUGCGUCCAAGUCUCCAGAGGAAGGGCAUCAGACGAUGCACGGCUUGAGCCUCUUCCAGGAGGUCCCACUGAAUCGGACUUGUGAGGACGCCUCGAUCUUCCCUCAUUGGUGCACGUGCCAGAACAGAACUGUGGUCGCCACGACCGAUCCCGGAGUGCUCAACGCUUCCCAUGCCUUGAUAGGCGCCAUCAACGCUAGGCUCACGCCCAGCGCAGCCCGGUGCGACGUGCUGCUGCUGGACAAAGUGUUCGAUGCCAGACAGUCGCAGCCAAACGAGAAAGUGCUGCGUUUUGUGACCCACCACAACGACGUGAUUGGACGGAGGAUACAGCUCGGCAGACGGACGGCUGCUCCGAUCGACUACUUGAUCACUUUGAGGGUUAGGCCUAGCGGGGCUUUGCUCGAAGGAACGGUGCGCUACUUUGAGCCUACGGACCAGUACACGCUUCUGGGCGACGUGAGUAGGCUUGACAAGUAUGGACGUCAAGGGGACUGCAUUAGGGACGCCACCUUGCGAAAGUUUUGUCAUUGCAGGUCGAUGACAGCGCCAGUGGCAAAGACGACGACGAGACGUUUCGCGUAA
Molecule: messenger RNA, 1983 nt
Organism: Ixodes scapularis (black-legged tick)
Lineage: Eukaryota; Metazoa; Arthropoda; Arachnida; Ixodida; Ixodidae
Exons: 1
Coding region: 1-1983 (660 amino acids)
Source: RefSeq, a predicted model, not a curated record